AUGGUCAUGAAAGAGUAUACCGUAAAUACGAGGGACAUUAAUUUAUACUACUUAAAAAUGGAAGUUAAGCAGCAAGAAGAUGCGGAACUUAAGUGGAUAUCUCUCGAAAAUGAUAGCUUAAUCUUAGAAAUUUUAUCUACUACGGCCCAUGCAAAGCCUUCCUUUCAGUUAGCGGUAAAAGAAGGAAAAUUAAUUAAAAUUUAUGGUUAUGUUCUAGCACCGGAGGCUGAUUAUAAAACCUUAAUCGUAUCUGAAGAAACGAAGGCUUAUAAUGUUGUUCGAAUGGUUCUGGCGUCGUAUAAAUCCAAUGAAAGCCCCAAUCACUUUUGUUUACAUGAAGUAUCACAAAAGCAUCGCAUUGAUAGAAUAAUUAUGGAUGAUGAAUGUCCAGUAGCCAUUCAAGAUAUAUGGGGCAAAAGCGCGAACGCUACCUUACAUCUUUGUCGUAAAGCAUAUGAUUUUGAUCAAGGAAAAUAUCAACCUGAUAAUUCGGAUGGUGCAAACUUACAAUUGUUAAGAAGAGCACGAUUAGCAAGGCCGCCAAAGAUUUCAUCUAAUGCAAAAAGCGCUUCUAUUGAUUAUGACGGGUUUGAAAGCAAUGGCGGCAGCAGCUCUAAUCAGAGCUCGAUUAUCUAUAGAAAUCCCCAUUCUGAGAAAAGAUGCAGAAGAUGUUCUGAGCAAUUCCAUGAUAAAGUUUUCAAGAAAAUCGUUACCGGUAUUCAAGAUAUUACUCUCGCAACUACUCAUACAAACAACGAUGGUGAUAGUGGAUAUCAAGUCAGCGGUCAGUGUACACCAGUCUCAAGCUCAACAACAUCGCCUUGUGCAGGCUCUUUAGCAAAUGUUAGUAUUGAUACCUUAGAUUUGGGAAGUUGCGGAGAAGAUGAUCGUCAACCGGAGGUCUUCGAUAUCACUAAUGCCGCAAUAAUUAUUGAUCCUCCUCCCGAAUUUGCCACAUCUAUUAAUCAACAAUUAGACGGAGACGAUUUGAAAAAUCAAACCCCAAAAAUUAUUGAGACAGUCACAAUUAACUCAGCUGAGACUGAAAACCUUAAACAAAAUGAUAUUAACCAACUUCAUGAAGUCACUAAAAGCCGUCAAAAAACUGAAAAUGAUGUUGUCGAAGGAAAUAAACUGCUAUGUCCUCCACAAGCUAGUCUUCCUGCUCCGAUACGUAAAAUGUCACUCAAUUCUCUUUUAGAUAUGAAGAAAGCAGAAAACAAAGAUGCCAAAUUCAAUGAAACUUUAUCUGUUGGAUCGCAAACUAAACCACUUAAUGCUAUGGAACUACUGAUGACGUCGCAGCUAACCUUAAAUUUGCAUAGUAUUUUGGGUCAACGUCGUCAUUUCCUGGCUAUAACAAUAUUACAACAUCAAUAUAAUCAUCAACAGCAACAAGAAUCAAACAUUGUUGGAAUUGAAUUUUGCCAGAAAUCGAGCAGUGACGUUGAUUCAUAUUCUUUGAGACGCGGUAUUUAUAUCAUCAAAAUUGAUGAAAAUGGAGUUAUAGGUAGAGAUGGUCAGUUACUAGUUGGUGAUGAAAUUGUAGAAGUUAAUGGCGAGUUUGUUAUGGCUACUUCUAUAAAAGUAGUCGAAGAUACAUUUAAUGCCGCUAUAUCUCAUUUGGGGUUGUUAGAACUUGUUAUAUCCCGGGAAAUGAACUUUAAAACUAACUAUGCGUCGCAUAUAUCAAAUUUAGAAGAUCACAAUGUAAAUACUGUUGUUGAUGAGCAAAUAAAGAAUUUGGAGAGCACUCUUAGUGAUUCGCAAGACGAAAAGCGAAUGUUGCAGCUGAAAAUAAAAAUGUUAGAUUUGCAACUACAACAUGCCGAAAUGGAGAUUGAAAAGAAAAAUCGAGAAAUAGCCAAGAUGCGCUUAUCCAAUUCUAAUCAUAAAAACUCUUUAUCGAAGCGAAACUACCAAGUAAGUAAGAGAAGCUCGAUUAAAAGAUCAGCCAGAGAUAAGAAAAUGGCACCGACCGGAUCAGAUGAAAAUUUGCUGCAAUGA
Molecule: messenger RNA, 2007 nt
Organism: Trichoplax adhaerens
Lineage: Eukaryota; Metazoa; Placozoa; Uniplacotomia; Trichoplacea; Trichoplacidae
Exons: 12
Coding region: 1-2007 (668 amino acids)
Biological process (GO): signal transduction; positive regulation of fibroblast growth factor receptor signaling pathway; positive regulation of epidermal growth factor receptor signaling pathway
Molecular function (GO): protein binding
Source: RefSeq, a predicted model, not a curated record